Melampsora larici-populina 98AG31 is the source of this 387-nucleotide messenger RNA. RefSeq lists its product as uncharacterized. Lineage: Eukaryota; Fungi; Basidiomycota; Pucciniomycetes; Pucciniales; Melampsoraceae. The record is from RefSeq and is a predicted model, not a curated record. The transcript has 2 exons. Bases 1 to 387 code for a protein of 128 amino acids.
AUGCCUCAUGACCACACAGAUCAAAUUUUUGAUGAUGUAAAUCCAGGGUCUGAUACAGACUCUUCAGACGAGAACAUGGAGAACCUGGUGGAGCAAUCCAAUGAAUAUGACCAUGGACAGGAUGAAGACUGGGAAACAGUUGUGUAUGACGGACCUGCAAUCCAGAAUUGUGGUAUCAAGGAAGGUUUGGUGGCACUUCAUCAGCAAAUGAAUGGCUGGUUCCCAUUUGAAAAAUUGGAGAAUGUCAUAGGAACAAUGUGUUACGGUUCCCCACGCAACCAGCUAUCACAAACUCAAUACCAGACAGUACACAGUGCAGUGGGCACCGUAACACAUUGUUCCUAUGACAUUCUAAGUAAUGAAAAAAUUAUACCAGCACUAUUAUAA